UACAUCACCUCUUUCUUUCCUGUAGUCGAUGCUCAGGGUGUUAUUUAUGUCUUGAGUCGGUAGUCCCCGGGAAUGUCUAGAGGCCCGCCAUGACUGUCCCCCGAUAAACCACAAAAAAAACAAAAAAGCCCGGACAAAACGUAACCCGGAAUUCGAAUAUGACAUCAAACGCCCAACAACCCGCCAGGCUGUGUUUUGUAACAGUCGGAGCCACAGCUUCCUUUCAUCUUCUGUUACAGUCGAUCUUGGAUCCAAGGUUUUUGAAGGCAUUAAACCAGUUUGGAUACACCAACCUUCUCAUCCAGUUUGGCAAAGACGGGCAAACUCUCUUCGAUGACUUUGUCCGCAAAUUCCCUCCCGGUGACCCUAACCGUCACGGGGUGAUAGUUGAAGGCUUCGACUUUAACCAGGCUGGCCUGGAUCGGGAAAUGCGAUUAGCGCAGUCGAAUCCCUCUAAAGGACGCGGCGGUGGAUUGAUUAUCAGUCACGCAGGCUCUGGAAGUAUCCUAGCAGCUCUACGACUAGGGGUGCCUCUACUCGUAGUUCCUAAUCCUACUCUCCAGGAUAACCACCAAGAAGAGCUUGCCCACGAGCUCCAGAAGCAGGGAUAUGUUGUCUCGAGCGAUUACAGGGAGCUUACUUCUGCGCUGGACCGUGUUGAGAAACUACGGUCUCACAUGCUUUCCUGGCCGCCAGUAUUGGGACCGAACCAGAAACGUCCACCAACACUGGGGCAGGUGAUGGCGGACGAGUUGGGGUUCUUGGAUUGAAUUUUACUUGCCUUAAUUUGAGUGCUUCCGAGACAAAAAAAAAAAACGAGGGUGGAAUGGCGAGUUGGCGUGCAUGCUUUGUUGAUGCUUAGGUCCAGAUUUUGUAUAUCAAUUGAACGCAGAUUUUGAAUCUUGAAUAAACCAUAU
Aspergillus ochraceoroseus IBT 24754 is the source of this 917-nucleotide messenger RNA. It is a transcript of the gene alg13, whose product is annotated as N-acetylglucosaminyldiphosphodolichol N-acetylglucosaminyltransferase catalytic subunit ALG13. Gene Ontology annotation, molecular function: hexosyltransferase activity. Lineage: Eukaryota; Fungi; Ascomycota; Eurotiomycetes; Eurotiales; Aspergillaceae. The record is from RefSeq and is a predicted model, not a curated record. Gene Ontology annotation, cellular component: extrinsic component of endoplasmic reticulum membrane; UDP-N-acetylglucosamine transferase complex. Gene Ontology annotation, biological process: dolichol-linked oligosaccharide biosynthetic process. The coding region runs from base 159 to 770 and encodes 203 amino acids. The transcript is spliced from 3 exons.